Messenger RNA from Drosophila rhopaloa, 1581 nucleotides. RefSeq lists its product as uncharacterized. The record is from RefSeq and is a predicted model, not a curated record. Gene Ontology annotation, cellular component: extracellular region. The transcript is spliced from 2 exons. The coding region runs from base 39 to 1430 and encodes 463 amino acids. NCBI's taxonomy places the organism in Eukaryota, Metazoa, Arthropoda, Insecta, Diptera, Drosophilidae. Gene Ontology annotation, molecular function: chitin binding.
CUCACACAACGAUCGACCGACGUUAGCCACUGGCGACGAUGAAAACGACACCAACACCUACACCAACAACACCACAACUACAACUACAACUACAACCAGCAGGAAGCACAGAAUCCAGUCCAACCACCUUCACAGUGCGAAAGAUGACGGGUCGUAAGAUCUCCAAGUUCUCCACCAUCCUGGUGCUCUGCGCCGCCCUGCUGCUGACCAAGUCCUGCGGCAUCCUGGCGCUCAGCGGUGACGGUUCGGCGGCUCAGGAUGUGGCCCAAGCGGAGCCAUGGAGCGACACCACCACCACCAUUCAGCCAAGUGAGGAGGGAAGCGGCUGGGAGAGCACCACGCCCGGAGGCUGGGAUCAGGACACCACGAAGGCGGAUGAGGGGACCACUGCUGUCGAUGAGGGAACCACCACAGAUGAUCAGGAGAACUCCACAGGUGCCUCUGGGGAUGGAGAGACCAGCACUGCCGCCCCGGAAACCUCACCAGCUGGCCAGGAAAGCUCCAGCUUAGCUCCUGAGACUUCAUCCGUUCCCGAGGAGACUUCAUCCGCUCCCGCGGAGACCUCAUCCGCUCCCGAGGAGACAUCUUCGGCUCCCGAGGAGACUUCAUCCGCUCCCGAGGACACUACUCCAGCUCCAGAGGAAACAACCACAGCCGAACCAGAGAGCUCUAGUUCCUCCUCCACAUCCCAAUCAGAGGGCUCCAGUUCCGCCUCCACAGCCGAGCCGGAGAGCUCCUCCCCAGCCGAAGCGGAGAGCUCCAGUCCCAGUUCCUCCUCCAGUUCCGCCACUCCUGCUGAGACCACCAUCGCACCCACUCCGCCCACAUUCAAGUGCCAGGCGGCGGGACUCUUCCCGCACAUCAGUGGCGACUGCAGGCGCUACCACAACUGCCUGUACAAUCCCGUGCUGCGGCAGCUGCAGGAGAUUGAGGUCACCUGCCCGCUCCUGACCGCCUUCUCGCCGAGCCUGGGCAGGUGCGUGAGGGACUUGGCCGAGUGCCAGGAGGACGGCUUCCCGUGCCUGGCCGUGGGCAGAUUCGCUGGACAGGACGAGACCUACUACUACAGCUGCGUGGCCAGUCUGCAGGGCGGCUUCCACAAGUUCAUCGUGCGCUGCUCCAGUGGCCAGAGGUUCGAGGCCGUAAUCGGGGGCUGCUGGCGCUACGACUGGACGCAGAUUGUGCCUGGACAGGAGGCGACGGAGGUCAGCGAUUUGGCGGCCAUCAAGCGGGAACUGAAGCUGUACAAGGCCGAGGAGAAGCUGCGCCAGAAGGCCCUCAAGGAGCAGGAGAAGCUGGCCAAGAAGCAGCAGAAGCUGGAGGAGAAGGCCGCCAAGAAGGCCGCCAAGGAGCAGGCCAAGCAGCAGGCGAAGGCCGAGAAGGACAAGGCCAAGGGCGAGUCCAUUGAGAGCGCCGAGUCCGCGGAGUAGACCAGUUCUUUAUCCUGGAUACCCUAAGCCCCCCUUCCCCCCACACUCCUAUGUUGGUCCAUUGCUCUAGUCCUGUAAAAUUAUAUUCCGGCAUUUUUUUUGUUAACUGUUUUUUUUUUGCUUUGUGGUGUAAAUAAAGAUUAUAAAUAUA